AUAUUUAUAAAUAAUAAUACACCAUAAUUCCUUCAUAACACAACACUCUCUGCAUUUUCUUGAGAUAACAACAACAAAAAACAGUAAAAUUAAAAGUAUUUUGUCUCCAAACUCAGACAGAGAAACCAGAAACAUCUCUUCUUGGGUUUCUCAAAUCUCUAUUCAGUUUUGUGUAUUGUUAAUACUCAACAUUACAGAAGGGGCAUUAUUAUUGCUAAAUAAAGAAGAAGAUAAGAAGGAAAAUUUGGAUAUAGAAGAGUUGAAAUUUGAAGGAAAGUGAAUAUGGCUGGAAAAGGUUUAAAAUGUAAGAAGGAUGAAAAACAAGAUUUGCAGAAGCAAAUCGGGUGCAUCACUGGAUUUUUUCAGCUCUUUGAUCGACACCGUUUGAUCACAAAUCAACGGACUAGUAGCAACUACAUUCAGAACACACCUUCUUCAGGUGUAAGCAACAAUAAAACCAAAGACCUUAGUAAAAUGCAAAAAACAAAGGCAAAGAAUCAAGAGAUUACAAAAGAGAAGCAACAAUUCUCCAAAGAAUCAUCAAUAACUUCUGUGUCUUCAUCAUCAUGUUCAUCUAGCAUGUCGUCCCUCGAGUUUAACCGAAUGGUUAAAACAGAAUCAUCAUCAACCAAACAAAUUCAAAUUCCAAAAAAUUCACAUUCAAAAGUAACAAUGAACCAACAUGAUACAAAAAACCACCAAUCUCUUGAUUUCUCUGAUAUUGUCAAAGAUUCUAUGCAUAGAGAAGCCAAAGGGUUAUUACAUGUGAAAACAUUUGCCAAGCAAGAAAAAAAGGGUCACAUUGAUUCUCCUAGGCCUAUGCUAGCCCACAAAUCUUUCAAUGCAGGAGUUAUGGUUUCGAACGAACCGAUAAAUAGUCUUUUGAAGUCGAAAAGAGCGCCUUGGGACUCACCGCGGCUCUCUUAUGAUGGAAGGUAUGUACAAGAUACAUUGAAAUCCAACACAAAGCAUAAGGAACUUCUUCCUAGACUUUCCUUGGACAGCAAGCAAGGUUCUGUUAGAGUGAUCAAUGAAGGAAACAAAGCUCGCAACGUGUUGAACGGUUUGCAAAAAGAGUAUGAGAGGAACUCUACUACGAAAACUUCAUCAGGUGUUGUAGCGAAGUUGAUGGGACUCGAAGUUAUACCAGACAUGACAAUACAAACUUUUGUGACUUCUAGUCGCUCGACCGAACAAAAAGAGCUCAUGGGAAGAUCUAGAACAAGUGGGGAAUACAAGAAACAUCAGAGUUCUGAUAUAAUCACAACAAAUGUGAAACCAUAUUCGCGAUUUGCGCUAGAAUCGACUGCAAGCUCAAGUUAUUUGCUACAAGAUUCCAAGGGAAGUGAUUCUGAUAUUAAAGCAUCAAAGUCUUCACUUUCUGUUUAUGGUGAAAUUGAGAAAAGGUUAACAGAACUCGAAUUCAAAAAGUCCGGAAAGGAUCUACGAGCGCUUAAACAGAUUCUCGAAGCAAUGCAAAGAUAUACAGAUUCAUCAUCAUCUGACAGUAGGAAUAAUAAUACUACUAGUCUCAUUGAAAGUUCAAAAGUUCAAAGCUCAAGAACACAACAAAAGGUAUCGGAAACUGUAGCAGUUGAGACAUGGAAUUCGAUCCGAAGCAGUAAAUUGCCGAUUGUUGUCAUGAAACCAACAAAAGUAACUAGAAAAGCUAAUAUUCCUCCUUCAACAGAAUUGUCAAUUCAUGAUAAAUCUUGUCUCAGCAAAUGUUCUUCAACAAAUGGAAGAUUGAUUGAAAAGCAAAAAGCUAAAACGUUUGGCUUAACAACAAAAAACUCUAAGGAUACUUUUGGUCAGUCAGCAGAAAAGAAUAGUUACUUGAGAAGUUCAAAAUUGAUGCAAUCAUCAAAAUCUUCUCAUGAAUGCAAUGGAAAAAACAGCACCAACUCUGGCAAUGUAACAGUAACUGGGAGUCCAAGACUACAGAAGAAGUUUGGAUUCGAGAGGCGUUCGACGCCAACUAGUCCUUCGUCGGAUUCCAUCAUUAACAGAAGACAACAUAAUAUGCAACUUGUGGAGUUUUCUUCUCCAAAUUCAACACCAAGACAAGAUUUCUCUAUUUUGCAGGCUAGAGAUGAAAGUUUUAAGCAUCAUGUUAAUGUCAUUUCUUCAGAUUAUGACAGAAAGAGAAGCUUGGCAACUCGAAGUGACAUAAAAGUCGUUUCCAUCAAUCAAAAUAAUACAUUUGAAGAGAUGAGGAAGGAAAGGUCUAAGGCUGAUAAAACUGUUACUGCUGAACAACCAAGUCCUGUAUCUGUUCUUGAUGCUGCAUUCUAUAAGGAAGAUCCACCUUCUCCAGUGAAAAAUAUAUCAAACAUUUCAAAAAAAUUAGGUGAAUCUUUAAGCACUGAUGAUGAUAGUGAGGAGAAUUCAAAUGCCAACUUGAGCAAUGGAUUCGUUGAAAAAGACACAAACACCGAUAAUGUAGCUCGAAUACGGCAAGAAAUUGAAUGUUUUGAUGAAAAACUCAUCAAUUUCAAUAACAUCAAGAAUCCUGAUCAUAAGUAUAUAUCAGAAAUUUUGUUAACAUCAGGUCUAUUCAAUUAUCACAGCUCUAUCAAGUUACUUCAUUCACAAGGUCACUUGAUUAACCCGAAGUUAUUCCUUGCACUCGAACAAAUGAAGACAAAUAAGGCGCAUUUCAAUAUCGAAGACGAUGCCGAGAAAAUGCAAAGAAAACUCAUAUUUGAUGUUGUUAAUGAGAUAUUAGUUAAGAAACUGAUAUUGGAGAAUUCAACAAGUUUUUGGUACCUACCAAAGCUAAAAGGGAAGAUGCUUUUGGAAGAGAUAUGUGAAGAAAUUGAUGAGUUACAACGUGAAAAUAGGGAUGCUAGUUUUGUUCAUGAGGAUGAGAAUUUGAUUCAUCUUUUGUGCAGUGAUUUGAAGAAUCAUAACACAGUUUGGACUGAUUAUUGCGGUGAGAAACCGAAUAUCGGAUUGGAUAUCGAAAGGUCAAUUUUCAAAGAUUUGAUAACUGAAGUUGUGAGAGAUGAAUUAGCAACUCAUUUUGGAGAUCAUUGCAGGAAAAUGCUGUUUUCCUAAGUAGGAUUUUUAGUUAAGCAGUUUGAGGAGGGGGGGAAAUAAUCAAAUUUUUCUUAUAUUGCACAUUUCUAAUCUAGCUAUACAUAUGGUUUUUAAAAGGGUUCAUCGUGUGCUUAAUUGACAGUUUUACAUUUGUUUUUCUUCAUGUAUUUAUUUAUAGUCUUAUGUUCAUAAAUAUACAAGCAGAAAUACAGAUAAAUGCAUAUCAGUAUAGACUUUCACAAGGUUAAUGAAAUCUUGCAAUAACUUCUAUA
Messenger RNA from Cicer arietinum (chickpea), 3314 nucleotides. RefSeq names its product protein LONGIFOLIA 2-like. Lineage: Eukaryota; Viridiplantae; Streptophyta; Magnoliopsida; Fabales; Fabaceae. Gene Ontology annotation, biological process: regulation of monopolar cell growth. The record is from RefSeq and is a predicted model, not a curated record.